This is a messenger RNA of Psylliodes chrysocephalus, 447 nucleotides long. The record is from the annotation of a GenBank genome assembly. NCBI's taxonomy places the organism in Eukaryota, Metazoa, Arthropoda, Insecta, Coleoptera, Chrysomelidae.
AUGCAAACCUCUUUCACAUUUAACUUCGACUACAUCUUUCAGAUUGACCCACCGAGUGCGACGGCGGGCAGCGGAGGCGCCGGCGGUCAUCAUGGGACCAGCGGUGGCGCAUCGGCAGGCGGGGGGCACUUGAUGGUGACGAAUACGGGAGCAGACGAUGGUAGUUCCGAUGACGCGAAUACGCCGCUUCAUUCUCCGAAAUCGCAAAACACUAGUCGAGAAGAAGACGAUAGUUCGAAUGCUAACGAAUCAGAUUGCAAAAGUCCGAGCCAAAGCGAUGUACUUUUUGAUGUAUUGCAGAAACGUUCUCUAGAUAUAAAUAACUGUGCAUCUCAAAUUAAAAAUGCGCAGAAUCAACGAAACGCUAAAAGAAGUAAAGUUAUUUUUGCAAAUAUAAUUGAUUCAGUUUCCCUAAGAACAGAACUGCCCACCGUGAUGGGCGCAUAA